AUGGCCGCCCAAGCAGUCUGCAACGCCACCAGGGCGCAAUUCCCGGCCCUGCGCAGGCCGCCGACCGCAGGCUGUCGCACGGCAGCACGGGCGGCGCCGCCGCCGCCGCCCGCCCGCCCGCCGCUGGGCGGCAGCAGCACUGUGCUGCGCGGUGCGCGGCUGCCGGCCCACCGCACCCUGCAGCCUGCUGCGGGCAGGCGCCAUGUGGCGGCGCAGGCCUCGUAUCGCAAUAGCGGACCAGACAUCCCCGACCGAGUGGUGGCCUCCCUCCCAUACCUGUUCCCCAGCUUUGGCACCAUCCUGCUGCCCCUGGACCCCAUCAUCCGCCUCUACUACUCCUUCCCCCUGGCAAGCCUCAUCGUCUUCUUCGGUGUCUACCUGGGCAUCAUCAACAACCCGCGCUUCUCGCGGUACGUGCGCUUCAACGCCAUGCAGGCAAUCCUGCUGGACAUCAUCCUCAUCCUGCCGGGCCUGCUGGAAUCCAUCUUCCGCCCGCCCAUGGGCGGCCCCGGCCUGCAGCUCUACAUCACAACCUACAACUCCAUCUUCCUCUUCCUCUUUGCCUGCGUCGCCUACGGCGUGGGGUCCUGCCUGGUGGGCCAGACCGCCCGCCUGCCCCUCGUGGCCGACGCCGCCGACGCCCAGGUGCGGUGA
Chlorella variabilis is the source of this 654-nucleotide messenger RNA. RefSeq lists its product as hypothetical. The transcript is spliced from 4 exons. NCBI's taxonomy places the organism in Eukaryota, Viridiplantae, Chlorophyta, Trebouxiophyceae, Chlorellales, Chlorellaceae. The record is from RefSeq and is a predicted model, not a curated record. The coding region runs from base 1 to 654 and encodes 217 amino acids.